CAGAGGCUGACGAAUCGGGACGAAUUAGCUGCAGUGUUCCGCGUUUUGGAUUACACUUGUUUUAUGUUUCAGAUGCAUGGAUUUUGUGCUUGGGUUGGCGCCGUGAACCAAGAUAAAUGUUGGAAAGAAUUUAAGAAUGCAGUGACCUAUGAUGAUGUGCAUGUUGACUUCACUUGGGAAGAGUGGAUAUUGCUGGAUUCUUCCCAGAGGAAUCUCUACAAAGAGGUGAUGCUGGAGACCUACAGGAACCUCAUUACUAUCGGAUACAGUUGGGAAGACCAUAAUAUUGAAGAACGUUGUCAAAGUUCCAGAAUUCAUGGAAGGUAA
Messenger RNA from Alexandromys fortis (reed vole), 327 nucleotides. RefSeq names its product zinc finger protein 120-like. NCBI's taxonomy places the organism in Eukaryota, Metazoa, Chordata, Mammalia, Rodentia, Cricetidae. The coding region runs from base 64 to 327 and encodes 87 amino acids. The record is from RefSeq and is a predicted model, not a curated record. The transcript is spliced from 3 exons. Gene Ontology annotation, biological process: regulation of DNA-templated transcription.